AUGAUGGCCGCUCAAGGCACUCCCACCCUGGACCGGUUUCUUUCCAGUAUCGCCGACUUGGUCAAAAACCGCGAUGGUGCCCGACUCCAAGAUUUCCUCCAGAUCGAACCCCCUUUGUCCGACGUGUAUUGCCAGAUGGUGGACGAGCUUCGGCGGCGAUAUCCCAACGGUGCCGAUGAGGCGGACUUGCUACGACGGUGCGAAGGCCUGGUGCCCCGUGCCAAAGGUGGUAGCUCCUGGACUGCUUUUCCCACUUUCAUGAAGCUGUAUUUCACCUUCUUGCGCGAUGUGAACGUGGAUAAUCUUCUCGACACGUACAAUCUUCUCAAAGGGUUAUUGAAUCAAUGCGUUCUUGCGCUCGGUGAUAGCCAAUUCGGAGUUAUUGUCCUUCCCACUGUCCUUUACCUAUCCAAGGUCCUCGCAAAACUAGCAAUGGGCCUCGAUCGUCGACCGGAAUUGAUCGCACAGUUACUCAGAAUGGAGGGGCACUCUGACCAAGACGAAAGCAUUGAGAAGGUCACGCUAGUCGAAAAAUCAGCCAACGUGGUCCGCGAAGCGUUUAUUAAGUGCCUCACGGAUCGCAGUGGCACCCCCGGAGUUCACGGGAAACCGGAAGGAAAACGUGUCGGGAUAUACCUCAUGGCCAACCUUUGCUUGAAACUGCUUUUCCAGAUGUUUGCGAGUAUCAGCGCCCAAUCUCCCCCAUUGAAACAUUUCCCUGCCUCCCAAAGGGUCACCUACCUCUACUAUCUUGGACGAUAUCUCUUCUCGAACAACCUCUUCUAUCCUGCACAAAUCGCCCUUCAAGCCGCGUACGAUCAAUGCCACCGUCAGGCAUUGAGCCAGAAGCGAGUCAUCCUCACCUACCUGAUACCUUGCAAUAUUAUAAUGGGUCGGUUUCCUUCCAUGGACCUACUCCAACGACCCGAAGCCGAAGGUCUUUCCGACAAAUUCCUCCCCCUUUGUCGACUGAUUGUUCGCGGGGACUACAUCGCUUUCCGGGAGCACCUGUCCGUGGAGUCUUCGGUAACCGAGUGGUUCGCCCGCAAGGGGAUACUUCUCGCCCUUCGUAACCGGUGCGAGAUUCUAGUGUGGCGGUCCCUCGCGCGAAAGGUCUUCAUUCACGGUGGCUUCCACGGCGACCCUCAGGGACAAGGUCAGCGAGGACCCCCACCUUUUCUGUAUCUGUCUAAACUGGAAGCCGCCGUGCGAUGGCUCCAGUCUCAGCAUGCUCAGUCGAUUCAGGGCCCGUUUGGAGAGCCUUCGCCACAAACGGGCACGGAUGCGCAGGCUGGUCUCAGUAAUAUCGGGUCACAGCUUGUUUAUAAACCGGCUGAUCGGGAUUUUGCUGGACUGGAUCAAGAUGGGUUCCUCGAGAGAGACGUGGAUCCUACGGUGGUGGCGAAAUACGCCGACUUUCUCUCUCCAGAUGGUUACUAUGACGAACAGGGGCAAUGGCAAAUCAAUCAACCGGGGCAGUUAGUGGACGGAACAUCAGGCGUGGAUUAUGGGCCGUAUGAGCUGAAUCCGUACGCCCAGCGACCUGAAGCAGAGUCGCCGUCAGACCAAGGAAAGCCCAGUCAAAUGAUGCGCGAGAUCGAGUCCAUUCUCGCAUCGCUUCUGACGCAAGGUCUCAUGCGCGGCUAUCUCACCCAUCGGAACCCGCGGUUUGCCAUCCCCGGUGCACGCCUCCGCGGGGCCCUUCCUACUGGAUUUCCCAACGUGUGGCAGACGAUUUUUGCCCGGGAGAGCGAGGACGAUAGCGUACCUGGCUGGGUGCAGCCGCCGCCUGCUAUAGUCGGGAAUCCGAUGGCGGCUGCAGCUGCCUCUGGUGGAGGACGAGUGGUGAAUCUGUCAGGGGCACGACCUGUGGGAGUGCAGUGA
This is a messenger RNA of Aspergillus terreus NIH2624, 1884 nucleotides long. RefSeq lists its product as uncharacterized. Gene Ontology annotation, molecular function: double-stranded DNA binding; RNA binding. Lineage: Eukaryota; Fungi; Ascomycota; Eurotiomycetes; Eurotiales; Aspergillaceae. The record is from RefSeq and is a predicted model, not a curated record. The transcript has 3 exons. Gene Ontology annotation, cellular component: transcription export complex 2. The coding region runs from base 1 to 1884 and encodes 627 amino acids. Gene Ontology annotation, biological process: transcription elongation by RNA polymerase II; post-transcriptional tethering of RNA polymerase II gene DNA at nuclear periphery; poly(A)+ mRNA export from nucleus.